Messenger RNA from Knipowitschia caucasica, 654 nucleotides. The record is from the annotation of a GenBank genome assembly. NCBI's taxonomy places the organism in Eukaryota, Metazoa, Chordata, Actinopteri, Gobiiformes, Gobiidae.
AUGACAUACGGUUUUCUCUCUGUGUUUCAGUCUCGGCAUCUGAAGCAGGAGGAGGCUUUGAGGAACCAGGAAGUGCAGGGUCUGGAGCAGCAAAGGGUGGAUCUGCUCCAGGAAGUGGCUCGGCUCCAGACCCGAGUAGACGAGCUCAGAGACGAACUCGUGACUCAGAAACGAAAGCAAGCGGCGAACAUCAAGGACCUGACAAAACAGCUGACUCAGGCUCGGAAAAGAUUGGAGCAAGUGGAGAACGGAGGCUGCGAUCGCGACGCCGGCAGCAUGGGCAGUCGGUCCAGCUCUUCAGGUAUCAAUCAUCAUCACGGCUCUUUGAACGUUCGGCACGGCGGCGGCGGCGGCGGCGUGGACGAGCGGCCCGAGAGCCAGUCUGUCGUGGUCACGGACAGUUUCCCCGAAGUGGACAAGGCCGUUCUGGUCGAGCGCAUCGUCCGGCUGCAAAAGGCUCUGGCCCGAAAACAGGAGAAGAUUGAGUUCAUGGAAGACCACAUCAAGCAGCUGGUGGAGGAGAUACGCAAGAAAACAAACCGCGCUGUCUUCGCUCUGGUCUCUGCCCGUCGUCUGCAGACUCCUAAUAAUGCAGUGAUUUGUGACAAACUUCUGUCAGAGCUGUUUAUAGUUGAGUGGACGGAGGGCACAUGA